AUGUCCUCCUAUAAAUGUGAAGAGGAAGGCACACUCAGAAGUCACAGCUGUGUCCUCAUUUAUAAAUCGGAGGCAAAGGGAGAUGAAAAUCACACUCCAGACAGUAACUUAAUCGGACUCACCACCAAGAUGUUAAAAGUGAAGAGGCUGGAGGAAGCAGACACGUGUUACAACAGUAACCAGCUGGAGAAAAUGGCCUUUUUUCAGUGCAUGAAAAAGGUUGAGAAAUGUUUUCUGGAAGAAAGUUCUAGUGAACAAGAUUCAAGAUCUGGAAAGAAUGAGGCUAAGGAGAAGGUGCGGUCACACUCCGGCCAGAAGGAAACGACCCCUGUCAAAGGCAAAAGGCAAUCAGCCCUCACAGAUGACAGCCCGGCUCCUCCUGCCCCAUUUCAUCACCGUAUUGUGACAGCCAAACAAGCAGCAGUCAACAGUUUUUAUACUGUGAGCAGAACCGAAAUUUUAGGAGGCGGGCGCUUUGGCCAGGUUCACAAGUGUGAAGAGAAGGCCACAGGUCUGAAGCUGGCGGCCAAGAUCAUCAAGACCAGAGGCGUGAAAGAUAAGGACGAAGUGAAGAACGAGAUCAAUGUCAUGAACCAGCUGGAUCAUGUGAAUCUCAUUCAGCUCUACGACGCCUUUGAGUCUAAGAAUGACGUUGUCCUGGUCAUGGAGUAUGUGGAGGGCGGGGAGCUGUUUGACCGAGUCAUUGAUGACAGUUACAACCUGACCGAGCUGGACGCCAUCCUGUUCAUCAGGCAGAUAUGCGAGGGGAUAAGACACAUGCAUAAGAUGUACAUCCUCCACUUAGACCUGAAGCCUGAGAAUAUCCUGUGUGUGAAUCGAGAUGCUAAACAAAUAAAAAUUAUUGAUUUUGGAUUGGCCAGAAGAUACAAACCCAGAGAGAAGCUGAAGGUGAACUUCGGGACCCCAGAAUUUCUUGCCCCUGAAGUUGUGAACUAUGAUUUUGUUUCCUUUCCCACUGACAUGUGGAGCGUGGGGGUCAUUGCCUACAUGCUACUUAGUGGUUUGUCCCCCUUCCUGGGUGAUAAUGAUGCUGAGACCCUGAACAACAUCCUGGUCUGCAGGUGGGACUUAGAGGAUGAAGAAUUUCAGAACAUCUCAGAGGAGGCCAGGGAGUUUAUCUCCAAGCUUCUGAUUAAGGAGAAGAGUUGGAGAAUAAGUGCGAGCGAAGCUCUCAAGCACCCCUGGUUGUCCGACCACAAGCUCCACUCCAGGCUCAGUGCACAGAAGAAGAAGAAUUGCUGCUCUGACACCCAGGACCUUGUGGCCAAAUAG
Molecule: messenger RNA, 1293 nt
Organism: Diceros bicornis minor
Lineage: Eukaryota; Metazoa; Chordata; Mammalia; Perissodactyla; Rhinocerotidae
Gene: MYLK4
Product: myosin light chain kinase family member 4
Exons: 12
Coding region: 1-1293 (430 amino acids)
Biological process (GO): positive regulation of apoptotic process; protein phosphorylation; intracellular signal transduction
Cellular component (GO): nucleus; cytoplasm
Molecular function (GO): ATP binding; protein serine/threonine kinase activity
Source: RefSeq, a predicted model, not a curated record